GGAUCACUUCGACUCGCGUACUUUUAAUGGGAUAUCUUAGAAGUUUCCGGACGGGCAUAGGCGGCAGCGAAAGAUCCCACUGACUAUCCUGAUAAUUCAAUGGGGCCUCUUAGGUGACGUUGUAGUGACUUGUGCACACCGCACCUAAAGCCGUUGCGUGACGGUUAUCAACGAAUCAACGACUAUCCAAGAUGAUGCGACCCAGAGACCCCCGUGUCCGCCAGACCAUCAACCAAAUAUCUCAUAACCUCGAAACUGCAAAUGAGACGGCCCAAGAAGGGCUGUAUACCUUCUCCCAUCACUACAUCCUACCAUGCUUUGCGACGAUAGGGAACUGCAUUUACGCAUGUGCCUCACCUUGCCUCCCGAGCCGGGAAGACCAGCUUCGUCGUCGGCGCAGGGGCCGCGCCGAGGCAAUUUUUGACUUCUAUGAUGAUUGGGACAAUGACGAUGCCGACGACGGAUUACUGGGGUGGGGUACUGAUGAGCUUGAUCGCUUAUUAGCAGGCAGUGGGUUGACGCGUGGAAGUUCUGAACAGCCCCGCAGACAACGGAAGAUGAGUUAUGGCACGCGACGGGCAAGGAGAAAAAGUAGCGUGUUAGUUCCAGAUGAUCGGAAUGAUCCGACAGUUAUUCCAAGCUCGUCGUUUCUGGGUUUCCUGGAGCGCUUCCCAUGGAGGUUCGGGGCCCGAGGUUUAAGGUAUCAGCCCUCCGUGGCUGACCUGCAAGAGCAUCCUACCGGACUGCGGAUGCAUGCGCAUGAAGACGAGCCUCUGAUGGAGGCAGAGGAGGAGAAUGAAGGACCGAGUUCCAUUGGCAAAAUCGGAAGGUAUCGCAGUUCAACCCAGUCAUCACGAGAAACUGUAAAUUCUUUGAGUUCGCGCGGUGAUCUGAUCCCUAGCGAUGAGGAGGAAGAUGCAGUACCGUUAGAUGAUGAGUUUGCUAUGGCGUUGGGCAGCCGUCGAGGGACUGGUCUGGAGUCGGAAGAUCAGUUCAGUGAUAAGCCUGCGAGUAUGAGGUCUGUAUCAGGCUCAUUUAGCUUGGCAUCAAAAGAAUCGAAAAAGAAGAGAAAGAAGCGAAGCAGUCGACUACGAUCCCCUCAAAACUCUUAUAUUGAUGUCGCACAGGAUAUCACCGCUCCAUCAAUAGUUGACCUACACAAGGAAGAGGAACAAGCAGAACGCCAGGAAGAAUCAGAGAUCAUAAGGAAACGACUUGCUGCGCGACAGCUGGCUUCAAGUCGCGGCCUGAGUCAAGCGAGAGACCAGUCCACUCCACAACCCCUUGUACUUCCCUCUCCAACUGUCUCUACAGAGACUGCUCUCCCUGAACUUUCCGUUAAUACUCCUCUCGAAUCAGCAGGAGAAAGUGAACUCUCCACCGGAAGAAUGUCUGGCGAUUUUUCGCAGACAGAACCAUUCCCGCCUCUACCGCUGACAUCACCGGCAGCAAGUGAAGGCCUGGAGCCUGAAGGCCAGCCGAACUCAGCAGGAAACAACAAAGAAGAUCCUCCGAAUCAUUGACCUGACAGCAACUAAUAGUCCACGUAAGGAACUCGACACACCGACAUCUAAGUCGAGUGGAUCUUUGGCACCAGAGCUCAUGUACAGGUAAAGCAAGGUGCCGUGACAUCUUGUGCUAUGUGGCAGCCAUAUAGCUUUGUACAGUAUAACGACUGAUGAAAUGACAUUUCUAUACCCGAUACGAUCAAAAAUGAAUGAAACGUACUAGGUU
Molecule: messenger RNA, 1734 nt
Organism: Aspergillus caelatus
Lineage: Eukaryota; Fungi; Ascomycota; Eurotiomycetes; Eurotiales; Aspergillaceae
Exons: 2
Coding region: 192-1523 (443 amino acids)
Source: RefSeq, a predicted model, not a curated record